AUUGGAGCAGGCGAUUAUCAAUCGGAUGUAUCGACUGCGGAUGCGCCGUGCAAAUAUCGAUCAAGCCUUGAUGUUUGCGCUUUCCCUUUGGUUUCGCCGGAUGACUCCACGCCUCAGCUGUCAUAUGAUCAGAAGGCUGCAAAACUUCCAGGCUUCGUCCGAAAGCCGUCGUCCAGACUGCAGGUCGAGGAUGUCGACUAUCUAGCCUUGACGGGAGCGUUAACGGUCCCUGAUACAGAGUUGCGUAAGGAGCUGCUCAAGGCCUACGUGCAUUACGUGCAUCCCAGCAUGCCUAUCUUAGACAUUUCUGUUUUAAUACAGAGCAUUGUGCUGGAGAACGGGAUGCGGCCCUUAAGUCUUUUGCUAUUCCAAGCAAUGAUGUUUGCUGCGAUGGCGUAUAUUGACUUCGAGCAUCUAGGAGUAGCUGGCUACGCAAAUCGAAAGCUAGCCCGAGAGACAUUUUUUAUGAGAGUAAGGCGUUUGUACGAUCUCGAAUAUGAAACCGAUCCAAUCUCGCUUGUCCAGUCUCUCCUACUAAUGACACAUACCAAUGAGAUGAAUGCCGACCAAAAGGACAGUUGGUACUGGCUGGGGAUUAGUAUAUCUCUCGCACACUCUAUUGGUUUGCAUCGCGGGUCAAGAAAUCUCUUUGGCCAUGAGACAGCCGAUGCGGAUCAGAGACUGUGA
Penicillium daleae is the source of this 687-nucleotide messenger RNA. RefSeq names its product fungal specific transcription factor domain-containing protein. Gene Ontology annotation, molecular function: zinc ion binding; DNA binding. Gene Ontology annotation, biological process: DNA-templated transcription. The annotation marks the transcript as partial. The record is from RefSeq and is a predicted model, not a curated record. The transcript has 2 exons. Lineage: Eukaryota; Fungi; Ascomycota; Eurotiomycetes; Eurotiales; Aspergillaceae.